Alternaria rosae is the source of this 826-nucleotide messenger RNA. RefSeq names its product Endoribonuclease L-PSP/chorismate mutase-like protein. The transcript is spliced from 3 exons. The coding region runs from base 177 to 635 and encodes 152 amino acids. Gene Ontology annotation, cellular component: mitochondrion; cytosol. The record is from RefSeq and is a predicted model, not a curated record. NCBI's taxonomy places the organism in Eukaryota, Fungi, Ascomycota, Dothideomycetes, Pleosporales, Pleosporaceae. Gene Ontology annotation, molecular function: deaminase activity.
ACAACGCGGGCGGUCAGACUUGACCGAACACGAAAGAGUCGGGGAAUGAUGAUCCGCAAGUAUUGUCAAAUCCUAUAAGACCGUAUACGGGCCAAAGAUCAGAAUAUUCAUCCCAUCGUACUCGUUGCCUCUACGUCCAUAACCUUGCAGAACUCAAUCGCUAUAACUCAUUCAUUAUGGUCUCUUUCACCUCCAUCGUCACCACCUUCCUCGCUGUUACUGGUGCUGUAGUUGCCAAGCCAACACCAAAGCUCGCUGAGCAACCAGUUGUGACCUACCUUGGAACCCAAGGGCCCAUUCUAUCGAGCGGCGCAUGGACAUCGAAGGGCAUAGUCUACACCUCAGGAACCGUCCCUUCGUUCAAUGGAUCGAUUGUAGCAGGCGGCAUCGAAGCUCAAACGGCUCAAGUCAUCAAGAACAUUGCGGUCAUUCUCGAAGAAGCCGGUACAUCAUGGGACUACGUUAUGAAGACCACCGUCUUCCUUGCCAACAUGUCAGAUUACAGCGCGAUGAACGAGGUCUAUGCUGCUAUGCUGCCCACACCGAAGCCUGCGCGCACUGCUGUUGAGGUUGGCAAGCUUCCGGGUAACUUCUUGAUUGAGGUUGAGGCUAUCGCUGCUAUUCCGGACUCAUGAGUAUGGGAAGAGUUGGAAAGGAAAAGAUAGAACCUAUGACAUAUUUAUUCAGGCUGUACGAGCGAGGCGCGACCUUUACAAUCGAUGCAACUUGGCCACCAUCAUUAAUCCUCUUGUGAGAUAUCGUUGUCGUUGUCGUAUAUAACUGUUGUUUACCUCCAGGACGUCUCUCCAUUAUCUUCGAGUAUGUU